CGUCGAGCCGAUAGGAAGCAGCCACAGCGGAGCGCUCAACGGUGUUGCCAACGUUUUGAAUUUGUUGUUAAGUUUAUUUACUCAGUUCUUCAAAACUCUUCGUUGCAUACCUCACAACCCAACCCAACCCAGUCCAAUCCAAUUUAGUUCAACACACCGUUUAUCAUUCAUCAUUCAUCGUUCAUCGUUUAACAUUCGUUCAUCAUCGUUUACCGUUUGUUGCAUUUAUUUACACGUUUUUGUAUUCUGCAAGCGCGUUCAAGUUUCAAAGUUAGCCAACAUUACGUUAAAACGCGUUCAAGUGCAAUGGCCAGCGUUGCCACCAACCACAGUCAAGCGCCAACGCCAACGACGCAGACGACGCACACACACAGCAUCCAGCUGCUGCACAAUGGAAGCAUGCCACAUGGUUUGGGGCUGCUGACCACGGUGGCCUCGCUGCCGCCCAAAUAUCGCAGCCGCUAUCUGAACAUCAAAACCAAGUGUGAAAUUCCAUUGGAUCUGUCCGUAAAGCCGCCAUCGCCAGUGCCCAGCUGUGAAGUGCCCAUGCCUAGCACAUUUACAGAGGUGCAAAGCGAGCCACCAGCAGAGUUGGAGCUGCCACAGGAGGUGCAGGUGGAGGUGGUGGAGAAGGCGGCUAUAUUGCCGCCACAGAGUCCCACAGUUGGCGCUGCAGUCAAGCGCAAAUUGAGCGCACAAAGCGUGGAGCAGCAGCAGCAGCAGCCCGCUGCCAAAUUGGUUAAAUCAGUUGCCAAUGUUGCCAGCACGCCCAGCAAGCCCAUCAAAGUCGCAGACACUGCGCCACGCACGGGCAAAGCCAGCACCAGCACCACCAGCAGCAGCAGCAGCAGCAGCAAUGCCAAAGCCACACGCAAUAAGGCAACGCGCAAAUUAAAGUUUGACGAGGAGACCAGCUCACCGGUCUCGGGCACGAUUAUCAGACCGUUGGAGGACAUUACCGAUGGCAACAUGCAGUAUAGCAAUGGAGACAUUGAUCCCAAGUACAACAUUGUCGAGAUUACGGAGGAGACCAAGGCCGAGCUGGCCGCCAUCAAGAACGUAAUUGGCGAUUAUGUUUGUCGGCUGUGUCGCAUCAAGUUUGACGAUGCCUUUGGCCUGGCCCGUCAUCGUUGCGCUUGCAUUGUGCUGCUCGAGUAUCGUUGUCCUGAGUGUGGCAAGCAGUUCAAUUGUCCUGCCAACCUGGCCUCGCAUCGCCGCUGGCACAAGCCAAAACAGCAGGCGCAAGCAGCAGCAGCAUCCAAGAAGGAGAACAGACAGCAGCCGCAAUCGCAGUCGCAGUCUCAGUCUAGCAGUAGCAAAAAGUCAGCUGAGGAGCUGCCAUUUAGUUGCAACGACUGUGGCAAGCAGUUCAAGCGCGCUGCCUAUUUGCGGAAGCAUCAGCAAACGCAUGCAAAGCAAACCAAGACAGCCGCUGAAUGUGAGCCAGAGCCAGAGGCGGAGGCGAAGACGGAGUCCCUGCAGCCCAGCAGCACCACCAUUACAGGCAGCUUCCAGACCACAGUCUACAAGUCAAACUCCAGCAGCAGCUCGGCCAGCAGCUCGCAUUCUUAUGCCGGCACGCAUGAGGAUGAGGGCGUUUAUGUCGUGGGCGCCGCCAGCAGCAGUCACUGCGACUAUGAGGCUGACUAUCUGUCCGACUGCAACAGCUCCACGUCUUCAGCGGGCUAUGGGCGGUUGCAAAUUGUCGAGCACGGACUGACGGAGGAGGAGAGCAUCGCCGCCGCUGCUUUGACCAAUCUGCGCAACUGCGCUUCUGUUAUUCAGCAUACGACAAUGGCACAUUAAGUAAGUCCGGGGCAACUGUGUAAUUUGUUUAUCAAUUAAGUUUAGUUUUUAUAUACUUUGUUUCUUUUUGUUGGGGAAAACAACUGCA
Molecule: messenger RNA, 1894 nt
Organism: Drosophila busckii
Lineage: Eukaryota; Metazoa; Arthropoda; Insecta; Diptera; Drosophilidae
Gene: nerfin-1
Product: insulinoma-associated protein 1
Exons: 1
Coding region: 307-1806 (499 amino acids)
Biological process (GO): negative regulation of transcription by RNA polymerase II; regulation of cell cycle process; neuron differentiation
Cellular component (GO): nucleus; transcription repressor complex
Molecular function (GO): DNA-binding transcription repressor activity, RNA polymerase II-specific; RNA polymerase II cis-regulatory region sequence-specific DNA binding
Source: RefSeq, a predicted model, not a curated record